GUUCCCUAUAAUUCCCGCUAAGGUAUCUUGUGACAAUGGAGUAACUACCUAGCAAUAGCCUAGCAAUUAUAGCAGUAGAGUACCUAACAGCAACCCUCUGAACGAAUCGCCAUGAGGUAGGUAGAUGGUUGGGAAGCACUUAGAGCCUAAGUCGUAUGUUGUAUGUUGUAUAUAUUGCACCAAAGUAGUGAUUCGUCGUAUUGUCGUAAUAAAUUGAUUCUCGUCCCUCCUUAAACCGUUUCAGUCCAAUAACUUCCAAUAACUUCAACUUUUAUCACCAACUCCUAUACCCCUUACAAAACUUAUAAGAUCCCGACAUCUGGAUAUUUCUUGAUAUCCGACUCAUCGAUUAUCGAUUAAUAUAGUUGAACUUACCUACCUGCACACCAAGAAACCUAUAAUGUCGUCGAAAUCCAGACUACCCCUCGUCCUUGGCCUGACGGCUGCAGGUGGUAUUGGUUACUACCUAUACAGCGCCGGCGGUAACACGAAUGUCGCUCAGAAGAACGCUCAAGCCGACGCUCACAAAGUUUCUGCCCAAUUCAAAUCAGACCUACCCGGUCGAGGAGAACAGGCUAAGAAAGACGCCGAGAAGUACGGUGCCGAAGCGGGUGCAAAGGUCGACAAUACUAUCCACAAGACAGAAGCUGAACUGCGAAAGGCUGCUGCUGAAGCCGAGGCCUACGCAAAGGAAGCCAAGGCCGCUGCUCUAAAGAAGGUGGACGAGUUCGACAAAAAGGUCGAAACCGAAGCGUCCAAGGCCAAGAGCGGUAUCUCUAGCUGGUUUGGCGGAAGCGGAAAAUAAACAAACAGGUCGGUGGCGGCUCGUUGUUCUGGGUUAGAUGACAUGGGAUUAAGGUCAGGUUUGACGACGAAGGAUCAUCCAAAAUGGCCAAACGGAUUGUUCUGUACGAUUGACGUUUAUACGCAUCAUAAUAAAUAUCCUCAUUGCCGGCCCUCUA
Molecule: messenger RNA, 962 nt
Organism: Daldinia vernicosa
Lineage: Eukaryota; Fungi; Ascomycota; Sordariomycetes; Xylariales; Hypoxylaceae
Exons: 3
Coding region: 401-805 (134 amino acids)
Source: RefSeq, a predicted model, not a curated record